This is a messenger RNA of Debaryomyces tyrocola, 3006 nucleotides long. Lineage: Eukaryota; Fungi; Ascomycota; Pichiomycetes; Serinales; Debaryomycetaceae. The record is from the annotation of a GenBank genome assembly.
AUGGUAAAGGUGCUUUCAAAAGCCACUAAUCUUAAUAGAAAGAAAUCUACCAAGAGUAUUCAUUCUGUUGCCUCGACAUCAACAUCAGAGUCUAUAACUUCGGCGCCAACACCACCACAAACACCACCCAUAAAUAAGGCUCCAACCACGAAUAAUACGUCUGCUAAUAACUCUGCGCCCUCGAAUGGAGUAUCCGAAGAUGAUAAAUUGGUAAAGUCCUUAUUGAAACAAUUCAAGAGGCUAGAAAUAGAUUUAGCAAAGUUUAACUCAAAAACAAACGGAACAACAAAGGCCAAUAUCUUAAGAGCUACUGUAUUGCCAUUUUUGCGGAGCUUAGGUAAUUUAGAUGAAAGUCUUCCGGUCAAUUCCAAGGUCUAUAAAAGUUUGCUUAAUAUAAGCACAUCUGUUUUGCUCAAAUGGUGGGCCUCCUUAUUAAAUAGUCUUGUGCCUAAGGCUAAUCAGCAGUCGAUGGUUUCGAGUACUGAUAGAAAUGCGUAUUUGGAAUGCAUCUCUCGCAUCCUAUCCAGGAGGGAUUGGGGUUAUGUUGAAAAGCAAACACAUGAGAAAUACGAGAAUUUAUUAAUCAGGACGUUGGAUUAUUGUAUCAAUAAAUUGCAAAGUAUGAAGAUAGUUCCUAUUGCUAUUUCUGCAUUCGUGGGGAAGGUUUUCGCUUAUUCAUUUUUCAACAUUCCGAAUAUUAGUAAUGCAUUGUUAUUCUUAUUAAAUGUCAAGCAACAUGUGUUGGAAUCAAAUUUAUCGUAUUUCAAAGACCUUAUUAUAGAUGAAACACUUAUAGACAUGUUGUACGAUGUAUUUCCUCCCGCAACCCAUUAUUUAAUUGAUUUUAAAGGCUUGCCAAUUUUAAAUGAACAACAAAAAACGUUUAUUAAUUCAAUAACUCCUCCAACGCAUCCGGUUAAAGGUAUACAGGACCCAAAUGGUCCAUGGGUUAGAAGAUGGUGUAAUAGCGAUAGUGACGUAUUCAAUUCUUUUUUCAGGCAUUAUGUUACAAUUUUACAAAAUUAUUUAGAGCCAAUUCCUAAUAUUGACCUGUCAAUAUUGUUCCACUGUCCUGGGUUCAAUGUAAUUAUCAGUCAUAUCUGUCAAAUAUUCCAGGUUUCAAUAACGAGAAUAUCUAACAAUAAUAUGAAUAAAUUGAAUAAUGGUCCUCCUAAUGCAUUUGCAGUUCAACAACAAUCUCCUCGUCAACAUCUACCUCUGUUGCCUCCUCAGAGUAAAGGUAAUUCUACACCUCCGCCGCUUAUCAAUGUAAGCAAACAGAAUGAUAUUUAUUACAAUUCAAUUCUAAAAAUUUUCAAGACUGUCAGAGAUAUCAAGUAUUCAAAGAUCGAGUUUAGCACAAGUAUAAUUAAUUUUAUGGAUAACUUGUUUAUAUCCAUUGCCAAAGAUAUAAGUAUUUACGAUCAAAGCAAAAAUGGAUUAUUACUUAAUGUCGUUUAUGAGUUUAUUAAUCAUGUUUCAGGAGAAGUAAAUUGGGAAUUCUGGCUAGGAUGCGUUUACAUGAUGUUGAAUAAUACAGACCAUAUUCAAAUAGUUUUAAAAAAUCUUGCCUUUUUGUUCAAUGUUUGGGGUUCAAUUCCUGAAUGUCUUUCUGAUACACCAAAGAAUGAAAUUCACUCCGCGUGGCUUGUUAAUUUGAACGAAAGUUUUAAAUUAAAUUUCAUUAAUUGGCUUAUAUCGAAUGAGGUAUGGGAAAGAUUCUUCGUCCACUGGAACCCGAUGAUUAGAUCCUUCUAUUUAAGAUUGGUUAUAUGGAGAGUUAUAGGCAUAAACAAUUUUGAAUCUUCAAUUUCUUAUCAAACGACCAAAAAGGUCGAAGAUAAAUUGCAGAAAUCGUACGCGAGAUUAUCGGAAUUCAAUAAUCAGAAUAUUGUGACCAAUUUGAACUUCAAGGCUGAUAACCCAUUGGUUAAUAGAAAAUUUGGAAUACAACCAAUAAAUACCAAUGACGAAUUUAUAUUAGUCAAUGAUCAAGAUGUGUCAUCUAGUUUAACCAAACCUAGUGAAAUAAGGAAAACACACCCCUUUGAAAUAUUUGAUGAAGCAAUAUAUAGCUGUUCGUCAUUGCCUGGCUCCCCAAAAAUUGAUCCUGGAACAAGUCAAGUAGGUGGUAAAUCGUCCAGAAAUAGUUCACUUGUUAGCUCACUUGGUAAACUUUUCAAGAUAUUAUCUAUAGAUGAAAAAGCUGGCAAUGAUCGGACAGACAAUAACCUCUUGACGAGUCAGAGAAAUUCAGUUUCUCUUACCUCAUUGUCAACUACAUUCUCCAUUAAAUCAAGGUCAUCCAGUCCAAGUAUAAUGUCUUUCAAGUCAACGCCUACAUCUUUCACUGAGGUUUCAACUAAUUCAUCCUCAUCAAAGUCAGAUUCUGAAACAUCAAGCGUUCAAACAGAUUCAACCGAAUUAUCAGAAUUAGUCAUUCCAAAUCCCCCAGAACUAUACAAAGUCCCUCCAGAAAUUGUAAGGCCUGCAUUUAAAUUUGGUAUUAUUAUCGAUCAUGAUUCUAUAAAUGAAAAAUAUAUGGUCGUGAAUAAUCAUAAUAGAAAGUUUUUCGAAGGGCCAAGGAAGAGCAAUAAUUUGCCAUUACUUCCUAAGAUUCCAUGUAUCUCGAUCUUUCUUAAUUCAGAUCCAUACGAUAAGUUUUAUAUCACUAACGAAAAUUUGUUAAUUAACGACCCAUCCAACGAGGAUUUGAAUAAUGAAAUUGACUUGUUUAGUAGUAUAGCGAAUAGUUCGAGUAAGAUUAAGUGGUUGAAUUUAGGCAAAAGUUUAAAUGAGUGGAAUUUAAUAAGUGAAGAGUUUGAAAAUUACUUAAUAAAGAAAAUUAAAACUGACCAGUUUAAUUUUAUUAGUAAUUUAAAUGGGAAUGGAAACGGAAAAAAUAGUAUAGAUGAAGAAAUUAGUGAGCAGGAUUAUUUAAAGAGAAUUACGCCCUUUUUACCAGUCGAUGGUUCUAACGAGUCUAAGAUAUUAAAUGCUGGUUAA